UGUGUGUGUGUGUGAGUGUGUGUGAGCGUGUGCAUUAUAGAGUCAGAGAGAGAAGCCACCAGGUCUUCGUCUCUGAGUCUUAUUGUCUGACCGAACAGCCAACUUGAUGUAAUUUAAAUCGUCUCCAGGAAACUUUCAAACAUUUGAUCGACAACAGAAAGAUCUGGAGACGCAGCAAACGCGACUUAAAACCAGAAGCAAGCGUGUUCAGUCGGAAAAUGCACAGCAUGGCUGUUCAGGCUGUGCUCGCCGUCGUCCUCCUUCUGUUCACCGCCACCGUCAUGAGCGCUGAAGGAGGAAUAUCAUUCUGGAGGACAAAAGUCACAAUGACCUGUCCAGAGGAAGGGACGUGGCACCAAAAUAAAGGACAGCAAAACUCAGAAGACAAAGGGGCCAAUGCUAGUAACAAAAAACAGCAUGAAAUGGAGUAUGACAGUAUCAUCAACUACCGCUGUGACUACGACGAGCCCGACGGGGGAAGUACUGGUAAAAAAUAUUAUUUCUACGCAGAAGGAAAGGUGUGCAAGGACUGCUUUGAGCUGGACUCACAACUAGUCCUGCUGGUCAUCAUUGCGGACGUGCUCGGGACAAUAUGUUUGAUUGCAAUAAUGUACAACUGCAGCAAGAAGAAAGGCUCAGCCGGACCUGCUCCCUCUUCCAGAGCACCUGCUCGUCAAAGAGGCCGAGAUCCACCUGGCACAUCCUCUGACUACGAGCCGCUGAACCGAAGCACCGUCGCCCAGGGAACGUACUCCGUCGUGAACAGGACGGGAUAGAAACAGCGACUCAUCCGGCCGCUCCAGGUUUUAAAGGCUGCACGGAUGAAGGAAACGUGCACAAGAGAGCAUCGAGCGUGCUCCCGGUAGCUGCAGCCACUGGCUUCGUUUUGACAUUUUGGAUUUGACGAGUCACUUAAAUGAAAUUUAUCCUUCACCCCUGGAACCAUAGUUUGAGUUUCACUUGUACAGAUAUUUUUCUACCACAGCAGAGGAUGAUCUGCAUUUAAUUUGUGCUCCCGACGGCAUUUAAAAAUUACAGUUCCUCCUUUCUUCUGACGGACUAGUCCCUAUGGAGAAGUGCUGAGUGUGCUCACAGGGUUAUUUACCGUAAUAGGGACUUUGUGUAGCUGUCAGUCAGUCCACAUAUUUGCUUUUUGUUUUCUACUAAAUGUGUCGUGACUCCAUGUGUUGUAAAUUAGAGUGCAUGCAAACUAUUUAGUGAACAGCUAAACAAAACAAAAAAAACCUAAAAGCUAAAAUGUUCAACUCCAGAGUUACUAUGUAUAUUUUGUAUUCAUGAAAUAUUAGUAAGUAGUCAUUUCAUAAAGACAUCACAUCUGUCUCUAUAGAAGGGUGGCGGAACAA
Stegastes partitus (bicolor damselfish) is the source of this 1364-nucleotide messenger RNA. Its product is annotated as T-cell surface glycoprotein CD3 epsilon chain-like. The transcript is spliced from 5 exons. Lineage: Eukaryota; Metazoa; Chordata; Actinopteri; Pomacentridae. Gene Ontology annotation, cellular component: alpha-beta T cell receptor complex; external side of plasma membrane. Bases 219 to 776 code for a protein of 185 amino acids. Gene Ontology annotation, biological process: cell surface receptor signaling pathway; positive thymic T cell selection. The record is from RefSeq and is a predicted model, not a curated record. Gene Ontology annotation, molecular function: transmembrane signaling receptor activity.